AUGGUGUGGCAGGAGGACGUCACACAGAUAGUCAUGCUGACGAGGCUGAUGGAGGUGAACAAGAAAAAGUGUGCACAAUACUGGCCUAACGGAAGCACGUCUGAAACCUACGGAGGCUCUAAAGUUACAAACAUUAACGUAAAGGCUAGGGCUGACUACACAGUGUCAACGUUUCUGGUAGAAGACGCGGGUAGUGAGAGAACUGUAACGCACUACCACUUCACAUCUUGGCCUGACCAUGAUGUUCCUUCUGCUCCUGCGCUCGUCAACUUCUGGAGACUGGUCAAACAGGGGGCCAUGGGCAGGGGACCCAUAGUGGUGCACUGCAGUGCUGGAGUUGGCCGAACAGGAGCAUUCAUUUCUCUGGACUACCUGAUGGAUGAAGCUAAGAGUAACCACGUCAACGUGUUCAUGUGCGUCAGCAAGAUGAGACAAAACAGGAUGAAUAUGGUGCAGACUGUGAAACAGUACGAGUUUGUGCAUGACGUGGUCCUGGAGGCUCUCAAUAGUCGAGGAACACUGUACACUUCGUCUGAGUUUGACAGAGCGUUUGGCGCUGGAGAAACGUUUACAACACCCCAAGUGGAUAUGCUGAAAGAGCAAUUUAAAUUACUCCAAGAACCAGCAUCUGACCUUGAAGAAGCUGUAACUUCAGAGGCAGUGCUUCCAGAGAACACAUCCAAAAACAGAAACCAGCAUGUUCUUCCCGGAAACAAAUCCAGGCCCUACCUGUGUACUCCAGUCCCGGGUCGGAAUGACUACAUCAAUGCAGUGUUUCUGUCGUCAAUUCUUCAACUAUCGAACCUGAUAGUCACCCAGACCCCGCUACCACACACUGUGGUAGACUUCUGGAGACUGGUGUACGACCAUGACUGCUUCACAGUUGUCUGUCUAGAUGACUCUCAGGAGACAGAGGAGCUCUACCCUAAAGACAACAACACGCUACGAACUGGACCAUUCAGUGUAAUACACGUGGAAACCGUUUCAAACGGAGCAUUCUUUACUGAGAGAAAGUUAACGCUUGUGUAUGACAAGGAGGACACCGAGCAGUCAGUCACAGUGGUCUCUCUCCGGUCAACGGACGUGAUAGAGAGUAGUGCCUCACUCCUUGAGCUGAUCAACAUGGCGGACGUUAUUUUCAGCUCUGGUGACCAUAAGAUCCUCAUCCACUGCCAUGACGGUGCUGGAAUGAGCGGGGUGUUCUGCAGUGCCCUGAACAUCAUCAGCAGACUGCGGCUGGACAGAUACGUGGACAUCUUCCUCACCAUCAAGGAACUGCAGCGUGUCAGACCACAGUUUAUACAGUCCUUCGAUCAGUUCAAGCUGUGCUACGACGUAGUGAAGGAAUCUAACCGUGCUUCCAACAUCUACGCCAAUAUGUAAUGAAAAAGCAACGCAAUUUACACUGUGAUCUUCUUCAAGGAUAGUGAUUAAAUGAUCUUCGUUUCUUGUAUUAAUCUUGGAAACUCUCAUGCUCCCCAUUGGACGAAUUUUCGUGCACAAUUUGCUGACAUGUAGGCAUUUCUAGAGUGUUUUAGAAUAGAAUAGAAUAGAAUAGAAUAGAAUAAUACUUUAAUGCCUUUUCAGGAAUUUGUGUUACAUCAGCAGAGCUACUGGCACAUCA
Haliotis rubra (blacklip abalone) is the source of this 1624-nucleotide messenger RNA. Its product is annotated as receptor-type tyrosine-protein phosphatase mu-like. Bases 1 to 1383 code for a protein of 460 amino acids. NCBI's taxonomy places the organism in Eukaryota, Metazoa, Mollusca, Gastropoda, Lepetellida, Haliotidae. The record is from RefSeq and is a predicted model, not a curated record. The transcript has 12 exons. Gene Ontology annotation, molecular function: protein tyrosine phosphatase activity. Gene Ontology annotation, biological process: protein dephosphorylation.